Molecule: messenger RNA, 1032 nt
Organism: Epinephelus moara (kelp grouper)
Lineage: Eukaryota; Metazoa; Chordata; Actinopteri; Perciformes; Serranidae
Product: GTPase IMAP family member 4-like
Exons: 3
Coding region: 1-1032 (343 amino acids)
Molecular function (GO): GTP binding
Source: RefSeq, a predicted model, not a curated record
AUGGCCGCCAAAACCCUCAGAAAUGACAAAGAGCUGAGGAUAGUGAUGGUGGGGAAGACUGGAAUUGGGAAGAGUGCCACUGGAAACACCAUCCUGGGACGACAGUGCUUUGAAUCAAAGUUCAGCGCAAAGUCUAUGACUGUUGACUGCUCCAAGGGCACAACUGGGAUGGACGGGCAACAGGUUGCUGUUAUCGACACCCCCGGUCUGUUUGACACCAGGUUCGGCAUGGACAAAACAACUAAAGAUGUAGGCCAGUGCAUCUCUUUCGCUGCUCCUGGACCCCACGUGUUCCUGGUGGUCAUCAGACUGGGCAGAUUCACUGAUGAGGAAAAGCAGACGGUGCAAAAGAUUCAAGAAAUCUUCGGCCAGNNNNCAGACAGAUACAGCAUGGUUCUCUUUACUCAUGGUGACCUUCUUAAAGACACGACUAUUGAGGACUUCUUGGUUGAAAGCCCUGACCUGCAGGAACUCGUGGCCAGAUGUAAUGGCCAGUACCAUGUCUUCAAUAAUGAGAAAAAAGAUCGUUCUCAGGUCACUGAGCUGCUCCAGAAGAUCAGAAAUAUAGCCCAGAUGAACGGAGGCAGCCACUACACCAACGAGAUGUUCCAAGAGGCUGAGAGGAUAAUCGAAGAGGAGAAACAACGCAUCCUGAGAGAGAAAGAAGAGCAGAUACGCAGAGAAAGAGAGGAAGUGAAGAGGAAAAUACAGGAGAAAUAUGAACAGCAGAUGAGGAAAAUGAAUGAACAAUUCCAGGCUGAGAGGGAGAGGGAGAGAAAACUGUUAGAGGAGGAGAUGAAGAAGGCGAAGGAGGAGAUGGAUGAGGAGAGAAGGAGGGAAAGGGAAGAGAGAGCAGCAGAGAGACAGAGAGAAAUAGAGGAGAAUGAAGAGAAUAUGACAAACAGGAUAAACGAAUUAAAAGCAAACCAUGCCGAAGAACUGAGAGACGAACUACAAAAAUUGUCUGAAGAGUAUAAUAAUAUGGCUAGAGAUGAAGCUGAAAAAAGAUGUCCAACUUGUGUAAUCUCAUAA